Amaranthus tricolor (Joseph's coat) is the source of this 1638-nucleotide messenger RNA. RefSeq names its product taxadiene 5-alpha hydroxylase. Gene Ontology annotation, molecular function: monooxygenase activity; iron ion binding; heme binding. The record is from RefSeq and is a predicted model, not a curated record. The coding region runs from base 25 to 1527 and encodes 500 amino acids. Gene Ontology annotation, biological process: sterol metabolic process. The transcript is spliced from 3 exons. NCBI's taxonomy places the organism in Eukaryota, Viridiplantae, Streptophyta, Magnoliopsida, Caryophyllales, Amaranthaceae.
GACAUAACUUCCUAGCUUCCAUCAAUGGAAGAUUACAUCAAUUUAGCCAUUAAAUCUCUUUUCCGUGCAAUUCUAGCUUCAACAGUCGGUAUUAUCAUCUUUCUAACACUUAAACAACAUAAAAGGAGAACAAAAUUAUCUCAAAAUAAUGAUGAAAACAAAAGGGUCCCACCAGGGGAUAUGGGUUUGCCAUGGAUUGGAGAAACAAUGGAGUUCUAUAAAGCCUUACAGAAGAACAGAUUAUUUGAAGAUUUUAUAAGGCCAAGGAUCCAAACUCAUGGGAAAACAUUUAAAACGAGGCUUAUGGGUAGUCCCACAAUUGUGGUAAAUGGAGCUGAUGCUACUCGAUUCUUUUUGUCUAACGAGUUUAAGCUUGUGGUUAGUUCUUGGCCUUCUUCUUCUGUACAGCUUAUGGGUAGAAAUUCUAUAAUGGAGAAAACAGGGGAAAAACAUCGUUUGAUUCGGUCAAUUAUGGCGCCUUGUUUGGGGAUUUCAUCACUAGAAUAUUUAGUGCCCAAUAUUUGUGGGGUUAUUAGCUCUCAUUUGGUGAAAUUUUGGGGUGGUAAUAUUUUUCAAGAAGAAAAAACUACUUAUUUGUAUAAAACUGCAAAGUAUUUGAUUUUCAAGGUGAUUUGUGAGUGUUUGUUGGAGAUGGAAGUGGAAGAGGAUUUAUUUGAGAAGUUUGAGAAGGUUCUAGAAGGUGUUUUUGCACCGGUUUUGAAUGUACCUGGAACGAGUUUUUGGAGAGCCAAGAAAGCUAGGAAGGAUAUUGAGAAAGUAUUGGUUGAUGUAGUGAGGAAGAAGAGAGAAGAAAUGGAGGGAAAAAUGGAGGGAUAUGGAGGUGAAACGACGUCGUUAUUGUCGAAAUUAGUGGGUGGGUUGAUUAGGGGUGAGAUUAGUGAGGUAGAAGUGAUUGAUAAUAUGGUUUUGUUGAUAUUUGCUGCUCAUGAUACUACUUCUUUUGCUAUUGCUAUGCUUUUCAAGAUGUUAGCUCAAAACCCACAAUGUUACUCUAUGUUACUACAAGAGCAGAUCGAUAUUACAAGAAAUAAACAAAAGGAAGAAGAGAAGUUGACAAUGGACGAUGUUUUAAAGAUGAAAUAUACAUGGCAAGUUGCCCGCGAAGUUAUGCGUUUGUAUCCUCCCGUUUUUGGUUCAUUUAGAAGAGCCAUUUGUGACAUCAAGUUUGAUGGAUUCACCAUUCCCAAAGGAUGGAAGGUGCUAUGGACAGCUUAUGGGACACAUUUCAAUGAAGAGUAUUUUAACGAUGCCAUGAAAUUUGAGCCGAAUAGAUUCGAGGAGGCCAUGCCACCUUAUGUAUAUGUUCCAUUUGGAGGAGGUCCAAGGGCUUGUCCAGGCUAUCAGUUGGCUAAACUCAACAUUCUCAUUUUUGUGCAUUUGGUAGUUACUCAAUAUAAUUGGUCAUUGGUUCAACCAGAUGAGGCGAUUGUUAUGAAUCCUCUCCCGUUUCCUUCUCAAGGAAUGCCCAUUACAAUUUCUCCUAAACAUUAUACAUAUGAUAUCUAGUAGGUUACACUAUUAUAUAUUGUUAAAGUACCUUAUUUUUCAUUUUAGGAAAGACAGAUUUAGAUUAGGCGUGUUGAUAAUAUUUGUUGAAAAUAUAUUUAUUUGGUUAAU